Messenger RNA from Daldinia decipiens, 2960 nucleotides. RefSeq lists its product as uncharacterized. Gene Ontology annotation, cellular component: transcription factor TFIID complex. The record is from RefSeq and is a predicted model, not a curated record. Gene Ontology annotation, biological process: DNA-templated transcription initiation. Bases 342 to 2276 code for a protein of 644 amino acids. Lineage: Eukaryota; Fungi; Ascomycota; Sordariomycetes; Xylariales; Hypoxylaceae. The transcript is spliced from 2 exons.
CCUCAUCCAUCCCAAACAUCAAUAUCCCAUCACCAACCAUUACCGUCCCGACGCGCCCCCCGCCUCUCUCAUUGGUUUCGACCUUAUUCGGUAUUGUAUUUGUCGCCUUCAGAUCGCCUUUCCAAUACAUAUCCUCGCACCCUACCUCUUGCAUCGUCGGAUGGGUUUCGCCCGGUUGAUUGUGACAGGCUCUGUGCCUGUCCAGGUUCAGAGGGCGUGUUGAAGAAGGGUUGAUAUUUACUGCUCAUUGUUUCAGACCGAGGACUCUUCUUCGUAUUAUAAUUAAUUACAUCAUAUCCCGAUAACCUGUCCGUACUCUUCCGGCUCGAUACAUUGUCGCCAUGUCGCAUCCACAACCUACGAUGCCCCCGAGGCAGUUCUCGCCUCAGCAGCAUUCUCCGAAUCAACCUUAUCAGCUUCCUCCCAACAAACGAGCUAGAUUGUCCCCUGGGCCUCCGUCAAAUCCAGGCUCACCGUAUCCGAAUUAUGCCCCAAGUCCGAGAGCUACUACUCCGGCGACUACACCGAUGACCCUACCCUCACCGGCUCCCGCUCCUAACCAUAACAUCAAUCAAGCUUCUGCGGCAGCAACUUACAACACGCCUUACCAGCAACCGAAUGGUCGAUCUGCAUCUGUCGGUAUGACACUUACGAUGCCAACAGCGGUAUCAACACCACCUCUAGCAUCGCCUCAGCCGCAGACUCCCAACGUCAGCCACGCGCCUUAUUCUAACGCGAAGCUUGCGCCGGUUCCUACUAAUACCUCAUUCACUUCUUCGGCACACCCGGUUAUCACCAACAUGGGACCGCCGACUAUGAAUCCCGCGGGGUCUUUCUCGUCCAAUGAUGCGACAAGACAAGGCCUCAAGCCUACAUCGACCAAGGCAGACGUUACGUACGAUGUAGACGAUAUGCUUGUAGGCACGGGUAUCGAUCUAGAAGAGGAGGCAGAGUACCUGAAUAAUCUAGAGUCUCGUGGGUUCCCUAAUUACCCACCUGGCGGGCCCGAGACUUUGUAUGGAGCUGGGCCUGCCAACCAACCUGCUCAACCUACCAAUGCGAAAACGCAGGAGGAGCUUGCUGCGGAGAGUGCAGAUAGAGCCUGGAACGACGCAGCGGCACGGCUUGCCCGGACUAGAAGUCAGGAAAUAGCCAACUACCUGUUGGAACCGGGCGUGGUACACAAGCGAAUGGCGGACACGGCUGCCAAGUACGGCCUCAACUUGAAUGUGGACCUAAAGCCGGACGGGGGACGGUUUAUGGGGAAAAUGGCAAGCCCUGCCGGCGCCAAGCCGGAGAUCAAGGUUAUGUACCAGAAGUCCCCGGAUGGCACGAUGGUGCAGACGCUUGGCUCGUUUAUCCCUCACGAUGCUUUUCUCGUCGACCAAAUAGCGCUGCUGUCGAUUAGUACGAAACAGCACUUGCGGGAACUGGUUGGUGAUGCAAAUAGGGUUGCCACUACGCGACAGAAGACCUCUCAUGGUGCUGUACCUUCCGAAUGGCUUGAUGCAGCCAUUAUACCGUCGACCGACGCGAACGGAGCCCAGGGUGAGGGCCCGCGGACGGGUGUGGAGAGCGCGGUUAGCCCCCGCACAAACCCACUCAAACGUUCGGCGGACGAGCUUAGUAAUGGACUCCCAACGCCAGUGUCGGAAGCCUCUCCUGUCAAUCCCAUGGUGGAAGCCAUGACAGGAACCGUAAAGGAUGCGCGCAACGCCGAAGAGGCUCGGCUUAGAAAGCGGCUAAAGCGCAUAGAGAAAAGUACCGACAAGGACAAGGAAGGCGGUGAUAGUACGUCGCGAGCCGGGUCCGUGGCACCAGGCACACCUGGAUUGAUGGCACCGGAUUCAGGUGAGGCGAAAGCUCCUACGAAAAAGGAGAGCAAAAAGGCAGCGAAGCUGGCGGAGGCGAGCAGUACGACUGUGAACCAGACGUUGGGCCUAUUUGCAGGUGGCAAGAAGAAGAAGUAUUCGUGGAUGACGAAUUCGGGCGGCCCAGGCAGCGGUGCAAGUACUCCUCGACCUCAAGCUGCGGGCGCACCGGGCACGCCAGGUUCCACAGCCGCAGCUAGCAGCAAGGCUCCUCGUGGACCCCUGACGAAGGCGGGCGUCACUCACCUCGGGCAGUUCCGCGAGGAUUCGGAUAAAGGAAAGAAUAUCCAACUUCGUGACUGGGUCGUCGUUAUAGAAGAACGCGGCUUCGAUAUGAAGGCUCUGCAGCAGGCUUAUGACAUCUUAGACAGGUCUGCCAAAGGCACGGUAGAGAAUACGUCGUGAUGGUAGGCAGUCGGCCUCGAGACUUAAGGAAUUGACAGUAUAAAACAAUAAGGGUCUUCCGAAAUGAGGGCGACCUAAAAGGGGCCGAGUAAUGAAAUAAAAAGGGGUCAAGUUUACUUUUCCGGGGGGGGGGAUACUAUACCCUCUAGACACUUCGCGUUGUAUUGGUAUACAUAUUUCCACAUUUCACAGCCAGGCGUUGGCAUCAGAGGGCAUAACAGGGGGGCACGGUUGGCUUUUGCAUCUUUUUUUUCUCUGGUUUUGUUUUGGACCUACCUCCGCCGAUAGGACAGCUAGCCUCUAGCGGACGAGGAAAAGAACAACCGAUCCGAACAAGAGGUUCGUGAAGGAACGACUUCGACAGUGUGUUGGUAUUGGCGUGGUAUAAGAUGGAGCCCACUAGGCCUAAUUUUGCGUUUCUACGUACCAGUAGCCCGAGGCCGGCUGGCUGAUCAUAAGGCUAUGCCUAGCAGUCAAUAUGGACGGAUGGACGGAUGGAUGGAUAACAUUCGGUUGUUUAGCUGGGUGGGCUGCGUAGAUAUCUAGCUAGGUUAGAUGGUUCGUCAGAAUGGCCAGUGAAAUACGCGCGAGCGCAUGUGCGAUGAGGAUUUAUUUUAUUUUAGAGCGGUGCUGUGAUGCGUACCUAAGCGUAUAAAUGAAAUAAUAUAUAUAUGAUUCCCGUGA